ACGCUUUAAUUUGCACAAGCACAACAAGAACACAUGUCGGAACACCUUCGAUGGGGCUACCAAGACUUUGCCCUGCUCUCUAAUAAAAACAAACAUCGGACCUCUGCGAACUACGAAAAACCCCGGGGCCCUUGGAGACCUGCCGGAAAUAAUGUAACGGGCUUAAGCCUCAGCGUAUACCUGUGGUGAACUCUUUUCAAAGCCCACGACAAUGUCGUCACAUGUGCCCAAAGGCCUUUCGUGUUUGCACAGUUUGCCUUUUGUUCAUUCAAGGUCAUUCCUGCAAAAAUCUGGGGUUCAUUGCCUUGAAAAUUCACCAAAGAAGUGUGACAACGACCCCCUCCUCCUCACUUGGGGAAAAAAGGUCCGGGCGCAGGAAGAAUUUCGACUAAUUCCCUUCUUCGGUGAUUAUGCCCGUUCAUGUCAAGACACCCAACCAAGCGUAGUUAUUGGUGAGCGAGAUUCCGGUAGUGGUCCCGUGGCCAGCUGCGAGGCUUCGGCGCAGUCACAUUUUGAAACAGUUACCUCGGAGUUUGCACGCAGCGCAUGCACGGCUCAGUGGUGCAUCUUUGUAGCACGGCAUACUGCAUAGUGGCCGUCGUUACGUGGUGUGUGGUGAAUGCUGUUCGCGCUGAUAGUCUGAUAUUGCUGGAGGUGUUUCCAUUUUGACGCUGUCCAAUCAGUGUUGGCUGCCAGGCUAGUCAGGCGCGCGUGGACACAUGUCCUCUUGGCAAUUGAUGUACCGGUACAUGAUGUACGUACGUACACCUAAAUCGGUUACCAAUGGUAUAUCGUAUCGCCUCAUCAACGCUCCACGAGUAAAAAGAUCGAGUCGACAGCAGUGAGCGGUGACGAGUAGCGUGUAUCUCAGUUGAUGACAUGUCCUCUAGCUCCCCAAGCUGUCAGUAAAGCCGAAAGGUCUUCAUCUGCUCUGAUCGAGCGACCACCGGGAGUAACUAGCAAGCAAGCAACUGUUAUAAGCCCCAAGGACUGGGCGUGUCGAGGGGAGCCCAAAAUCGCAGUGGAAGCAGCCCGUUGGUGUCGCAGUUGUCAGUGAAUGUGUGCCGAGCCUGGGAGGUAAUGACCAGUACCCCAGGAGGGGUUUAGAGUACUUUUCAUCCACAACCUCGCCGGGUUCUCGUAAAUCCACCUGCGGUGUUUACACAGUGUUGCCACUGUAGUACCGUACAUCGGCCGUGCGUUUGCCAGGCCUUGCGUACCCGCAGAGGCCUACUGGGAGGCCGCGCUUUGAACAGAAAUUAUUUCUUGGUUCCGCUGUCACUUACUGUUUGAGGCUUGUGAGAAGGGACAUCAUCGGGACAAGAGAAACCUUAAUUUCCCAAUCAAAAACUAUACUAACAUUCGCGCAAGCAACAUGUCGGUCGUGGCGGACCCGCACCAGAACUCGCUGGGCCGAAGCGGCCAGGACCGCGGCGAGAGCGUGCCCCUCAAAGACAAGGACGGCAACUGCAACGCCGUGGAUCACGUCUUAGGGGACGGCAAGGAGCCGGGAACGCGGGAUGCCCUGGAAGAGGUACAGGAGGCGGAGGCCCCCGACCCACCUGGUGGCAAGCGGGAGACGUGGUCCCACAACGUGGACUUCGUGUUCGCCUGCAUUGGCUACGCCAUCGGUCUGGGCAACGUGUGGCGCUUCCCCUAUCUCUGCUACAAGAACGGAGGAGGUGCCUUUUUGCUGCCCUACGCAAUAGCCCUUCUGAUCGCCGGGAUACCGGUCUUCUUCUUCGAGGUGGCCAUUGGCCAGUUUCUCAGCCUUGGUGGGCUGAGCAUAUGGAAGAUAUGCCCACUCUUCAAAGGCGUUGGCUACGCGGGGCUCGUCAUGUCCUUCUGGCUCAAUGUCUGGUACGUGAUGCCUAUGGCGUGGGCCUUGCUGUACCUCGUCAACUCGUUCACCACCAGCUUGCCCUGGGAGGACUGCGACAACACGUGGAACUCAGACAACUGCGUGGCCAACUACUCCGUGUCCGACAACGUCUCCACCACUCCGACCGAUGAGUUCUGGAACCUGUACGUGCUGGAAAAGACCGAAAAGAUCGAGGAAUCAGGAAGCAUUCGCUGGCAACUGGCGUUGACACUGCUGGUGGUAUGGAUCACUUGCUACUUCUGUAUCUGGAAGGGUGUCAAGUGGACGGGCAAGGUUGUGUACUUCACCUCGAUGUACCCUUACGUCAUGCUCAUUGUCUUGUUCUUCAGGGGCGUAACGUUAGAGGGUGCCGUGGACGGAAUAAUCUACUACCUUAAACCCAACUUCGCACGGCUGGGAGAUUCGGAGGUUUGGUUGGAUGCCGUGACUCAGAUAUUCUUCUCCUACGGCACGGGGCUUGGGAGCCUGAUAGCUCUCGGCAGCUACAAUACGUUCAAAAACAACGUCUACAAGGAUGCCCUGAUCGUGUCGUGCAUCAACAGUGGAACCAGCUUCUUCGCGGGUUUUGUCAUCUUUUCCACGCUGGGUCACAUGGCACACGUGCAGCACGUCGACGUGGCUAAUGUCACGGCGUCGGGUCCGGGCCUUGCUUUCCGAACCUACCCAGCAGCCCUUGCGCAGCUGCCCAUUUCCCCUCUGUGGUCCUGCUUUUUCUUCUCGAUGAUUUUCAUGGUCGGUCUGGACAGCCAGUUUUGUACCAUGGAAGGGUUCUUCACGGCAGCCAUGGACGAGUGGCCGAAGUAUCUCCGCCGGUACAAAGAGAUCUUCAUCGGUAUCACCUGUGUCAUCUCCUAUUUCAUCGGUCUCAGCAUGGUGACACAAGGAGGCAUCUUCGUCUUUGAAAUCUUCAACAACUAUGCCGCCAGCGGGAUAAGUCUGUUAUUUCUCAUGUUCUUUCAAACCACAGCAGUCAGCUGGUUCUAUGGCGUGGAUCGUUUCUAUCGUAACAUCGAGCAAAUGAUCGGCUACAAGCCGUUCAUCUGGUGGAAGAUCUGCUGGGUUGGUCUGGUUCCCUUGCUUUGUUUCGGCGUCUUCAUAUUCAACCUCAUUCAGUUCAAACCACUCACGCUAGACAACUACGAAUACCCACCAUGGGCCAUUGCUUUCGGUAUUCUACUAGCUCUCAGCUCCAUGCUAUGCAUACCUGGCUAUAUGUUAUAUCUGCUGGUCGUCACACCAGGCUCUAUCAGAGAGCGUUUCACGAAGUGCAUCACGCCGAACUGGUCAGAGGAGGACUACCGAAAGGGGAUUCCCCUCCCCCGGGAUGCCAACCAAAAGAUUCAGGGGCCCUAUCAGGACUACUUGCCUCCUUCGUACGCUACGGCAGUGGCCGAGGGAGGCCCAACACCCGUCUAGAGAACGCAGUGAACAGCACGAAUUGGCGGAGCAGCCAAAGCGGUUUGCUGAGGUCAUUCACUUGGAUGGAAUCCUCUGAAACGUUCCUUUCUUAACCCCCUCCACAAAGAGAAAGGUGUAAGUAUGCUUCACUGGGAGAAAAGUGCAUCAGCCUGGUAGUGGGAUCAUUAUGCGAGCUGUGUCCACGAGUUUUAUGCAUAAGCUUGUGGGUUCUACGGAAGUGUGCUGUCAAUCUUUCUUCUUGGAUUUCAGUUUUUAUGAUCUGUUUUUUAAGUGAUGAGGUUGAAAGUUGUGUAUUUAUAUCAAGCUGUGUCCUUUGACGAAAAAAAAGAUGAUUUAAAUAGUAACUUGACAUUUUACAGAGAAUGUUAAAAAAAGACUGAAAAUUAAUUUGAAUUCGGCGUUAACUACACUUUUCGGGGAGAGAGUUCUGCUCGGGCAAAGGAUGCAACUUCUUGGCAGUGCUACUUUCUUCAAGAAAUUUCCCACAAUUUUAGCUCUACUUCAAACGCUUGUAUUAUGGAUGUAUUAUGUACAACCUGGAAGUACUCACGUACCAGGGGGAGGUACUGAUAUCGCUAUGUCUGACCUGACCUUACAAUUUUAGUCUUCUUAAAAUGGCAGCAUCCUGAAACAAUUUCUUACUGUGUUAAAACAUUUUAUCAGUCUUUUCGACAGAUACAAGAUUUCAAUUAUGUGGAGGGUGGGGGUCAGACUCCGCCCCCGGGAGUAAAGUAAGUUAUUGUGGCCGCAUGAGGGCGCUGCCUAUAUCGCACCUCACAUUAAUGCGGGCCAUUUUCAUUUUGGGCGCUCUAUUCUCAGUUGACAAAAGUGUGAACUGAGGGGGGGGUCAUCCCACCCCAUUUUCAAUUCAGGGUAGUUGUUAUCAUUUCGGAAUCGUUCUGGACGCCUGUGUUCGACUAAUCAAAAAAUGCGGCUCGCCACUGUAGCUGCGCAUUUGCGAACACGUUGGGAGUAUUCAACGUGCAUGAAGGUGGUUUGGAGUGAGUGGCACCGGAGGAAAACGUAUACAUUCGAAGUAACAACGCAAUUAAUGUACAUUCUUGCAAUGUAGAUGAAGCUGCGACUGUCUGUAUCAAAAAAGAGGUCGUGUAUGUGGCGGAGCAAACAUUCUCCUGAGUGAAAAUAUCUUUUUCUCCGGAUAAACCCACGGUCCCAUUUCAAUGUGAGGAAGUUUUCUCCGUCCACAAGCAGGAAUUUGGAAACCUCAUUCGUAAUAUCAAAUUUGUGCGCAUGCUGUCCUUGUUUAGCAUCCAAUUAGGGCACAAUAAGUUUCGGGUCUUGUGUCAGAGAGCCGAUCAAACUGUAAUGUACAAAGGGUCACAAUGCAACAAUGCAGAACCAAAGUUAUUUCGAAUUUUCCCGUUUAUAUGUACAUGUUAAUCAACGGCAACGUCUUAAUUAUAUCCUCGUGCAUGUGGUGGUAUGGAGUUACUGAUGUCUAAAUCAGCUGUUAGUUGAAUGAGCUUCAUUUCAAUUUUAUGUGAGUAGUUGUACUCUUUGUAUGAGCUACGUUGAGGUGUGCAUACUUCUGGCGAUUUUGUUUUUUUUUUUGCUUGCUUCCAACUGGAUAAGGUUAAGACUUCGAUUUUGAAGCCCCUAGUUACGGAUCAAUUAAAAGUAAAGCACUUUGUUCUGCACACGGGCUGCGUCAUCCUCUGGUAGCUGGAGCAGUUUCGUCUGUAAGAUAAGUUAAACAAUACCGUGCACGAUAUGGGGGCCGAUGGGUACCCCCCACAUGUCCAAUCCCUAUACACACUUUAACUAGACUAU
Molecule: messenger RNA, 5092 nt
Organism: Acanthaster planci (crown-of-thorns starfish)
Lineage: Eukaryota; Metazoa; Echinodermata; Asteroidea; Valvatida; Acanthasteridae
Gene: slc6a1
Product: solute carrier family 6 member 1
Biological process (GO): sodium ion transmembrane transport; amino acid transport; nitrogen compound transport
Cellular component (GO): plasma membrane
Source: RefSeq, a predicted model, not a curated record